Molecule: messenger RNA, 5551 nt
Organism: Esox lucius (northern pike)
Lineage: Eukaryota; Metazoa; Chordata; Actinopteri; Esociformes; Esocidae
Gene: skic3
Product: tetratricopeptide repeat domain 37
Exons: 41
Coding region: 277-4965 (1562 amino acids)
Cellular component (GO): Ski complex
Molecular function (GO): protein binding
Source: RefSeq, a predicted model, not a curated record
GAGAUGGAUUCACUUUCUUUAUAAUAAAAUAAUUUUAAAUUCCUGAAUUAAAAACGUAUAGCUGCAGGUAAAGUCAAAGUUAACUCUUUGUUUUCCGCUAAUCAUCUCGGCUUGUUGUACGUAGCCACGAACGAGCCAAAGGAACUAAGCUAACGUUAACUGCUAUUACUGUAGUGUACGCGUCACUGCAAACUGUCAACCUCCUACUACUGUAGUUUGUUUGAAAUUAGCUGCAGUAAGUAACCAUACCAAGAUUGGCCUUGGUUUACAGUGAAAAUGUCAAGCAAAGAAGUAAAACUGGCUCUUAAAAAUGCCAGAGAUGCCAUAAAGAACAAGGAAUUUAAAGAAGCAUUGAAACACUGCAAGGCUGUCUUGAAGCUUGAGAAGAACAACUACAAUGCCUGGGUGUUCAUUGGAGUGGCAGCGAGCGAGCUGGAUCAGCCUGAACAGGCCCAGACAGCAUACAGGAAGGCUCUGGAGCUGGAGCCGGAGCAGCUGCUAGCCUGGCAGGGAUUAGCGAACCUCUAUGAGAAAAGCGACCUGACAGAUUACAAAGCAGAGCUUCCCAAUGUCUACCAGAAACUCAUUGAGCUGUACGAAAGUUCAGACAAAACUAAAUGCUAUGAGGUGAUCAGGAAAUUGUCUGACAUAUACCACACAAAGAAGGACUAUUUACAGGUGGCCAGGGUGUGGCGAAGACUGAUUCAGCUGAAGGAGGGUGCAGGUGCCGACAAGGCUGAGCUGUUGCAGAUAUGGCAGCAGAUGACCAGUCUCCUCUCAGCCAGUGUGGAGGAACAGGACAAUGAGACUCAGCAGCACGUAAUCCUGGCCUUUGAAAAGGCCAUGGUCCUCACGGACAAUGUGCCUGGCGAGGACCAUCGGAAGCUCUCAGCUGAUUACGUGAAAUGCCUUUCAAAACUUCCGCAUGAAGAGGGCAAAAUGAAAGAGGCCUGUGAGUCCAUGCUGGCCCUCUAUCCCUCAGAAACAUACCCUUUGGAGGUCCUUUGUGCCCAGCAUCUCAAGUCAGGGGUCUGCAGUAUGUAUGCUGGCCAUUGUUUCUCCCGCCUCAUGGAGUUGGACCCAGACAGUGGCUUAUGCCAGCUUGGCUUGGGCAUCAGAGCGCUGGAGGAGGGCAAGUGUGAAGAUGCCGUCAAGCACCUGGCCCGAGGUCUGAAGCAAAUGCGCUCCAGUUUGGUGGGUUGGUGCAGCCUUGCUCAGGCCCAGCUGAAAAUGCACAGAUAUUCCGACUGCGUAACGUCCUGUUCCCAAGGGCUGAAACUAAGUGGGUCUGGGGAUGACGAGCUUGGGGUCAGGCUCCAGAGACUACGACUAGAGGCCCUGGUAAGGACUGGGGAUGAAAACACAGCAGACACAGCCCUGGAGACCCUUGACCAGCUUCCAGAUGCUAAAAAUGACCCCUUCAUGUUAUCUCUGAAAGGAAGAGCGUAUUUGCAAAAAGGACAAGUUGACUUGGCAUUCCAGGUGUCCACUGAGCUACUGGCCUCUCGUCCUGACCCGGCUGAGGGACUGGCACUCAAGGGACUGGUGCAAAUAGCGCAGGGCCAACCCCAGCUGGCAGAGCAGAGCCUCCUCCAGGCUGCGGCCCAGAGUCCAGCCUGUGGAGAGUACCACUUCCUGCUGGGGCGGCUCUACUGGGGCCUGGGGGAGGAGUGUCGCAGGGACAGGAGCAAGGCCCACAACCAUCUGCUGAAGGCUGCCAAACUGGAUCCAUACCUGGGCGCUGUGUUCCGAUACCUGGGCCACUACUACCGGGAGGUGGCCCGGGACAGGGGCCGGGCCAGGGGCUGCUACAGGAGGGCCUUUGAGCUGGAUGGCAGUGACGCGGAGUCCGGUUCUGCCUCCGUGGACCUGAGCAUGGAGCAGGGUGACAUGGACACUGCCCUGGCUGUUCUCCAGUCGGUCGUAGAGAGAGCCACACCCGGUUCCGCCAAAUGGGCCUGGAUGAGACGAGGCCUCUACCACCUGAAGGUUGGCCAGAACCCCCAGGCCUGCGCAGAUCUGCAGGCUGCUCUAAGAGCCGACCCCCAGGACUGGGUGUGCUGGGAGUGUCUGGGGGAGGCCUACCUGAACCGCCGCAGUUUCACCGCGGCCCUGAAAGCCUUCGCCAAGGCCCAGCUGCUCAACCCGUCCUCCAUCUACAGCCUCUACCAGAUGGCCGCCAUCAAACAGACCUUGGGCAAGUUCAAAGAGGCCGCCGCAGAGUACCUGCAGGUCACGGCCAGGGAGGACUACGUGCCAGCACUCAAAGGUCUCGGUGAAUGUCUCCUGUCCUUAGCCAAAGGCUUAAUGGAGGACUGCAGAGAUGGUGGAGCCAUAGAUCUCAUCCAGAGGGCCAUUAACCACCUCUUUAGGGCCGUAGAGCUCCGCCCUGACCUCUCCUGCCUGUGGAAGUUACUGGGAGACGCCUGCACCACCGUCAGCACCGUGGCACCCAGUAGGGCCCGGGUUGUAGUGCCAGGCCCCCUGACUGGGUUGGAACCCCCAGACCAGGAACACCUCCUAAACCAGGGACAAGUCCUCAGGGUGGGGGAGAGGUGCUAUGGGCGUGCCAUUAAGCUGAUGCCUCAGAGCUCCAAUCUCUGGUACGACCUGGGGCUCAACUUCUACCACCAGGCCCGCCUGGCACCGUGUGUCCAGGGGGAGGAGCACAGCAGCCCCUUGUUUCUGGAGAAGGCCCUGCAGUGUGUGAAGAAGGCUAUCAUGCUGAACAGUUCCAACCAUAGCUACUGGAACACCUUAGGGGUAGUCGCCAUGAGCAGAGAGAACUACGCCCUGGCCCAACACAGCUUUAUUAAAUCAGUGCAAGUGGAACCCAAUAAUGUUGUUGCAUGGACAAACCUGGGUGCUUUGUAUCUGAAGAAGGAAAAUGUUGAGCUCUCCCAUGAAGCCUUUAAGAUUGCCCAGUCGUUGGAACCCCUGUAUGUCAACUGCUGGAUUGGACAGGCCCUCAUCGCGGAGACAGUGGGGAGCUAUGACACCAUGGACCUGUUCAGACACACCACAGAACUCAGUACACACAUGGAAGGGGUGAAGGGUUAUGCUCACUGGGUUUGUGCCACUCUGCUGGAUAAGAGUAACCGGGACUCUGAGCUCUAUCGCUACAACAUUGUCCAGAUGAACGCAGUGUCUGCCGCUCAGGUCUCUUUGAGCAAGUACACAGAGCGCAUUCAGACAGAUCCUGUUGCAUUUAUCAUGCUGGGCUUCCUCAACGAGCACCUGCAGCUGAAGAAGCAGGCCGUGCUGGCUUACCAAAGGGCUGUGGAGCUGCUUCGGGUUCUGUCUUCUGUGGACUUACUGGCCUUCUCUCUAGGAUGCUAUGGCCGUGCGCUCUGCAACACAGGCCAGUGGGAGGAGGCGGUGCGUGUUUACUCCUCCACGCCACUAGAGGAGCUCCACGACCUGGUCGGCCUGGCACUGGCCUACUACAGGGCAGGGGGCAUUGCGGAGAGCAUCAGCGCCUAUGAGAAGGCCCUGACGGUAGCCCCCAGUGAAAAGGAGAAGGCCUACGUCCUGACUGGUCUGGCUCUCCUGCAGCACAGGCUGGGUAACAUGGACCCGGCUAAAACCCUGCUCUUCAAAUGCUCCAUGCUGAAGGAGCCAGUGGCAGAGUCCCUGUUGUGCCUAUGUGCUCUGGGCCUGGUCCGGGGGGACAGCACGCUGGCCAGCGCCGCCCUCAGUGAGCUGUUGAAGCAGGGCGGGGCCACGGCAGAGCAACGCUGCCUGCUCACCUGCGCCCUGCUGGCCGUCCAGGGGAACUACAGCGGUGUUCAGAGAGAGGCCUCCCGGGCUGUCCACAGUAACCCUGGCAACCCCUCCAUGUGGGCCCUGCUUUCCAGGCUGGUGCCUCAGUACUCCCCCAGGAAGGCCAAUGGAGGUGCGGUCGCAGGCCACGUUGCUUGUCUGUCAAGCAUGACCCAAGGAAAGAGGGCAGUGCUGUAUAGUGGAGUGAAUCAGCUGGCCUGUGGCCGUCACUCUGGGGAUGACCGCAGCCAAAACGCCCUGAAGACCAUCCAGAGGGCUGUGCUCCUCUGCCCUGAUGAUGCUGCGGCGUGGGCGGGGCUUAUGGCUGCCUGUCACACAGAGAACACCGCCUGCUCCCUGUCUGGCUCCACCCCCAGCAGACGGGGCUUAGAGCAGGGGCUCAUGGCUGUGGUGUCAGAGAAAGUGCGGUGUAUGGAGGUGGUAGAACGGCUCCUGGCCCAGGCUCUGGAGGGUUGGGUGCUGCAGCAGGCUGUGACAGGACUGACAAAGGCAGGUCAGCUACAGGAGGCUGAGGCCCUGUGCUCUCAGGUCCUGAGUUUAUCUCCCGAGCACCCUGCUCUGUUGCUCCUGCUGAGGCAGGUGCAGUGUGAGCGCCUCCUGCUGUCCAGCGCCGGUACUGCACUGCCAGCCUCAGUCUUGGAGCAGCUGAGCAGUGCCGUCCUGGCCAAUCACACCUCGCUGGCCGCCUGGCAUUGGCUGGCCGAGGUGUACCGUACCCAGGGUCUGCUGGUGCAGGCGGUGAUGGCCUACCGACAGAGCCUGCAGCUGGCCUCUCAGCUUGGCCUCCACGGUGGGCAGAUGGCCAGCCUGCUGCGCUUGGCUCUCCUGGCCCUCAGUGCCUGCAUGGCAAAGAUCCCUGGUGAUGAAUGGAAGGAGCUGGUCCUUGAGGCAACCACUGAGGCUCUGAAGCUUGGCCCCUCCCCCGUUGCUCUGCUCAUUCAGGCCCUGCUUCACUUCUCCACUAAGAUGGCCGCCAGGGAGACGAGGCGUCUGCUGGAAAGGCUGGUAUACGCCCCAUCCCAGGCGUACCCGGAGACUGUGGCGUGUGUGGCCCGCUGGUACCUCCUACGCCACCUGCACGCCAAAGACGACCUGGAGCUGAUGGAUACCCUGGUGGAUCAAGCCAAAGCCAGUGCAGAUGGCAGACUGUUGGAGUUUCACGCACUGCUGACCUCUGGCUGACCUCUCAUCCACCAGCAGCCAACCAGCCCUUCAGCAGACAAUGCAUGACCUGAUGUCAUCAACAUAUCAACUACAUCUCCAUCCAUGCCUGACUCCUGUCUCCUCCAAACACAAUAAUGUUAAAAUGUUUACAGUAUUGCUGGGAUUUGUAUGCAGUAGAUUAAUUUAGGUAGGUAGUCCUUACUAGUGGAUAAUCCAAUUCCAGCUGACAGAGGAUGUUCUAAGGACAAACCGGGGACCUCCUAAUCCUGUACAUACAGUUACUUUGUAGUAACAUGUUUUUGCAGGGAUGAAAUUGUGGAUUUGGGAAUGACUGUCAUCCGAAGCCUGGUCUUGCCAUAUUGUCAAAUGUUGUAAUAAGUUGGCAAAUCCUCCAAGGUUCUUUUCGCAGGUUAUUUCAUUUCCUCAGCGGCACUGCAAACCCAUUCAGGCCAAAACAUCUGAAUACCUUUUGAAAGACCCAGGUGGAUACUCCAAGUGUCUAAACCGCAGUGAUUCUCAACCCUGCUCCUGGACGCCCCCCUGCCCUGCAUGUUUUAGAUCUCUCCCAUCCCUAACACACCUGAUGUAGCUCAUGAAGGACUUG